GGCCUUCGUAAGCAGUAACUGACUCUGCAUCCUCAUUCGACGACUCUAACCGCAAAAUAGUGCCCGUACAACCAACCUACCCCAAGAAGCAUCCUUGCCCUUUUUUUUUUCUCCCUCUCUCUUGUCUCCCACGCACAACACCAUCAACAUAUCGGAUAGGUGCAGCGCUAGACAAUGGAUGGGCGUCCCAUGCCGCCCUAUCGGGCUGUGUCCGAAGCAACGCGGCAGCGCGAGACUUUCAAAUAUGAUCCAACUCUACUGUCCACAAGCAAAGUGAACAACAAUGGCGAGCCUCUCCCUAGCUCUGAGUUGACGUCUUCGCAAGAUCUGGUCUUAACUGGACUGGCCCAGUUGGCCGUAUUUCAAACUGGCACUGAGCGGGCAUUCAUUUCGCUCUUUGACGUGGAGCACCAGUAUUUCAUCGCCGAGGCCACUAGAAUGCUCCCCUUGUCGGCAGAGGAUAGCGACCUCGGCCUUUGGAUGUGUGGCACUGCCAUUCCUCGCGCCCACAGCACUUGCGAGUAUACUCUUCUAGAAUCUCACCGCCUUGAGCGACCGCGUGGAGGCCUGCAAAUUGAGAAAGACGCAACUCAGUUUGAUCACUGCGAACCUGACGGUGACCAACUCCCAGUCCUUGUGGUCAAAGACCUGGCAACAGAUCCUCGUUUCAAGUCGAAGCCCUAUUGCCAGCCUGGAGGUGGCCAUCAUUUCUAUGCCUCUGUUCCCAUUCGCACCCAGCGAGGCAUCAACAUUGGCGCUCUCUGUGUUGUCAGCUCCAUGCCAAAUUGCAGAUGGAACAGCCAAUUCUCGACCCUGAUGCGCAGACUCUCCAUGGCCGUCAUGGACCAUUUGGAGGCAAACUUUUCAAAGGUAGCCUAUAUGCGCAGCGAGCGCAUGAUUCGUGGCCUGGGCUUCUUUGUUGAAGGCAAAGCUACAGCAUCUUCUUGGGCCCCUGUUGCUGGCCGAGAAACCUUUACAGAAACCCCAGAUGCGUUGCGCCUGGCCCGGCAAGCACUCCUGGCAGACAGCGAAACCCCCAGCAAACAGCCCAUCUCAGAAGUGGCUGCUCACACAACCCCCAAUACAGAGCGAUCUCUUUCGCCCGAUGGCAAACAGCCGGACCCAAAUCCCAGUAAAGAUCGUCUGCCCAAGCCCGCAGCAGAGACAAAAUGGGCUGAUAGCUUUGUCCCUGGCCCUAACCCAAUGGUCGACACAUUCUCCGAGGCUGCACAAACAAUCCGUGAGUCCCUUGAGACAGACGGCUGCCUUUUCCUAGACUCCUCUCUAGGAUACUUUGGCGAGUAUGGCGGUCGUUCCAAGGGAUCACGAAAGAGCCGCACUGCCAACCCUUCGUCUCGUGAUAAUGAGAGCAGCAGCGAGGAUGAAGAUGAUGACAGCGGGAGUGACCUCGACGAGGAAGGGGACAUGGAUUCGCAGCCCGGUGGUGAUGACAGCAGUGCUCAUAAUACUAAUGGUACGCCUACUGAGUCUGAGGCUAAGAAGUGGCCAACCUGCCAAGUGCUGGGGUAUUCAACAACGGAAAGCCGUCGCAUUGACUUGGAGGAUGGCUCGAUGCGGCGAAUCAACAUGGCCCAGCCAUUCCUCGCAAAGCUCCUUCAGCGGUAUCCAAAGGGUCAUAUUUUCAACUUUGGAAGCAACGGAGAACUGCAGUCCAGUGACUCGUCCGACGACGACGGUUGGGUGACGGAUCUUUCCAAAGACUCUGACAAGCCUGUUCAGCCCGCGCCACAGCAGCCAGUGCCAGACGACGCCUCUCAGUCUAAGCGCCAUAAGCGUCCUUGGGCACGUCACAACGAAGGACGGAUCAUCCAAGAGGUGUUUCCAAAAGCCCGCAGCGUGGCUUUUGUCCCCGUCUGGGACCCCAGAAAGCAGCGAUGGUGCGCUGGAGCCUUCAUCUACACGCUGACUCCGACCAGAAUCUUCACCGUGGGUGCAGAGUUGAAUUUCCUCAAGGCCGUUAGUAUCCUGGCCAUUGCGGAAACGCUUCGUCUCAAGACAUUUGCUGCAAACCAGGCCAAGUCGGACGCCUUGAGCUCGCUAUCCCAUGAACUGCGAUCGCCCCUGCAUGGCGCUGUCCUCGGCAUCGAGCUGCUUCGCGACACUGAGCUGACCGUCUUCCAGGGCAAUAUUGCCCAUACCAUUGAAAUUUGCUGCCGCACGCUGGUAGACACAGUGGAUCAUCUUCUCGACUAUUCCAAAGUGAACCGAUUUAUCCAGGCCAGAAAAACGGGUGUUCAGACGUCGGAGCCUAGAGGGCUACGACCAAGCACUGCACGAUCGGUCGAGGAGGGAAUGCUGAGCUUGUACAAGCAUAUUCGGCUCGAUGGCAUCGUUGAAGAAGUCAUGGAUGGCGUCUAUGCCGGCUUCAACUUCAUGCACAUGGCCUUGCAGCUCGCCAAGCACAAGACUUCUGCCCACGCCUCUGAUUUCACUGCGAUGCGCCGUCUCGACGCCAUGCAAGCUAUGGAAGAACUUGGCUCAAACGGCAAGAUUGCGCUGGGAGAGGUGACUGUCUUCCUUGAAAUCGACCACGCGUGCAACUGGCGAUUCUACACUCAGCCUGGUGCAAUUCGACGCAUUGUGAUGAAUCUGCUUGGCAACUCGCUCAAAUAUACACAAAAGGGCUCCAUCAAAGUGCGCCUCAGCCAGACUAAGCCGAAGCGAAAGUCUUCGGCUGAUGCUGUCGUCAACAUUGUCGUGUCUGACACUGGAAAGGGCAUUGGCGAAGACUACCUGCGCAAUGACUUGUACAAGCCAUUCUCUCAGGAAGAUCAUCUCGCCCCAGGAACCGGCUUGGGCCUCAGUUUCGUGAAGCAAAUCACCUCGCAGCUCAGAGGCCGUGUCAAUGUUGAGAGCCGAGUCAAUGUGGGAACAAUCGUUCGUGUCUCUCUACCACUCAUGCAGACGGUGACGCCGCCUGAUGGCACCCCGCAAGUUGCUGAGAACGAAGGUGAGUUCGAUAAAUACGUGGCGGAGGCAGCGGGCCUUCGUGUUAGUCUGAUGGGCUUCGACAUUGGCAAGAGAGGCAGGCGGCGUAUGUUGGACGGAUCCUACACGGACCUCCAGGUUGAGGUUGAUCGUAACUGUCGCGAGUGGCUUGGUCUGAAGGUCAUCACCGAAGCCGAAGCCAAAGAGAAGGCACCUGAUUGCGUUAUUUGGGUCGAGGAUACGCUCGCCGCCUCCCCGCUGGAAGAGAUCAUGCAUGGGCCUCCUUGCGUUGUCCUGUGUAGAAACACUCUUGUGGCUUAUAAGAGCGCAGCGCAAUUUGAGCGGGUCAAGGCGCACCGAAUCUUUGAAUUCGUUGCACAGCCUGUCGGUCCCCGUAAACUCGCCAAAGCAGUUGCCAUGGCAUUCAGACGCGGCAACGAGAUGAAGUCAAUUCCCAUAUCUCCUGUCAGCCCAAGCCAAGAAUUCACCUCCGCUGUCCCAGAGAUCCUAAGCGACGUCAAGACGCAGCUGCCGACACCAAUUCCUAGUGUCCAGCCCACGCAGAAUCUACAUGUUGAUAAGAACGACACCAAGUCCGUAAAGCUGGAAGAGGCGAGCGAGCCAACUCUUGUCACGCCAAAAGAAGAUGAGGCAGUGCCGGAACCUGAAUUCCUGCUUGUAGAGGAUAACAGCAUCAACCUCGACAUUCUAUCCAUCUACAUGAAGAAGCUAGGCCGGGCUUACCACACCGCCACCAACGGCUCUUUAGCCGUCGAAGCCUACAAGGCGAAUCCGAACCACUGUAAAUACAUCUUCAUGGACGUCUCGAUGCCUGUUAUGGACGGCUUCGAGGCCACGCGCUGCAUCCGUGCCUACGAGCGAGAACAUCAGCUCAAACCCUGCGUCAUCUUUGCACUCACGGGCCUGGCAUCGGAGAGCGCGCAGCAAGAAGCCUUUGGCAGUGGAGUGGAUUUAUUCCUGACCAAGCCUGUCAAGCUUAAGGAGCUGGGCAUGAUUCUUCGGUCCAGGGGCCUUCUUCCUGACGAGCCUCUGGUUGUGGUAACCAAGAAUGGUACACACAUCGCCUAAGUCUGAACCUAUAUGAUACCCAUAAUUGCAUCUUCCUAUAUCUAUUUCUUAUUUCAGUUCCUCUGUCUGCAUUUUCCAUUGCUUCUUAGAUUCACCUUGCAAUAAGCAUUUCAUUUACUACAUGAGCUCGCAUUUUCAUGCUACCCUCCGGCUCGGAUUUCGUUCUGCAAAUCGGUUCGCAAGUCUUUCAAUGUUUCGGUUCGCAAUUUGCUGCAGGAAGUUGUGUGAUUUCGUUUUCACUGCAUCUCAUUUUUUUUCCCGGCAUACGAAAAGGAAAUUCUUUUUCAGGAGUGCCAAGGACAAAGACAAAGGGUUACAAGCCACGCAGGCUGAGUACAAAAAGGGGAUCGGGGUUCC
This is a messenger RNA of Trichoderma asperellum CBS 433.97, 4395 nucleotides long. The record is from RefSeq and is a predicted model, not a curated record. Lineage: Eukaryota; Fungi; Ascomycota; Sordariomycetes; Hypocreales; Hypocreaceae.